This is a messenger RNA of Diaporthe citri, 600 nucleotides long. RefSeq lists its product as uncharacterized. NCBI's taxonomy places the organism in Eukaryota, Fungi, Ascomycota, Sordariomycetes, Diaporthales, Diaporthaceae. The transcript has a single exon. The record is from RefSeq and is a predicted model, not a curated record. The coding region runs from base 1 to 600 and encodes 199 amino acids.
AUGUCGAACAAGAUCACGGGCAAGAACCUGCACUACGACCAGUCGCUGCCGCCCUUCCUCGCCCGGCUCAAGGGCCAGCACGCCGUCGACUCCGACUCGCCCGACCCGAUCCUGGCCUCGCGCCGCCGACAGGCCAAGCCGCGCUCCGCCAGCCAGGACGCCGAGGACGCGCCCCUCAUCGUCGAUGACGAUGGCAACGUCCUCUCCGGUGUGGAGGUCUCUGCCGAUGGCACCGUCACCGCCAACCAAGAGGCGGGGUCAGGCGCUGGUGGCGACAGGGACGGGGACAACAGGGAGACAGACGGGGCCAGGGACGGCGGCUUAGAGGGCAAGGGCGCCGGUGCCAGGCGGAAGGACAAGGUCGCCACGAUCGGGGGCUCCAAGAAGAGGAAGCUCGGCAAGGUGGUGGGCGCCGAUGCCGAGGACGAUAAGCAGGAGAACCAUGACGUCACGAAACAGGAGAAGGACAGCCCGGGGGAGCAUCCGCAUCCCAUGACCAACAACAAAGCUGCCACAAAGGACAAGGUCACGGGGCCGGUCAAGGCGAAGAAGAAGGCAAAGAAGAUCAAGCUGAGCUUUGGCGACGAUGACGGCGACUGA